Messenger RNA from Symsagittifera roscoffensis, 513 nucleotides. Its product is annotated as cold shock domain-containing protein CG9705-like. Gene Ontology annotation, cellular component: cytoplasm. NCBI's taxonomy places the organism in Eukaryota, Metazoa, Xenacoelomorpha, Acoela, Convolutidae. The transcript has 3 exons. Gene Ontology annotation, molecular function: mRNA 3'-UTR binding. The coding region runs from base 1 to 513 and encodes 170 amino acids. Gene Ontology annotation, biological process: regulation of mRNA stability. The record is from RefSeq and is a predicted model, not a curated record.
AUGUCUUCAGUGUCUAGUGUGACGUCGGCCGAUAACUCACUUGAUUCACCCUCUGCUUCCUCGCCGCAUCAUGACCCUUUUCUCAGGCCUCACCUCAUUCCACAAAAACGAUUUAGGACACUCUCUCAUUGUGAGAGGACUCUUCCGGACAGAGUGCGAGGUAAAGUGGAGGAGUUCUGUCGGCUGAAGGGCUUCGGCUUCAUCAGAUGCAAUCCAGAGGAAGAGAUCUCACACCAGGGCUUCUCCCACGACGACACAGUCUUCGUUCACAUCUCAGAUAUUCAAGAUACCUACGUGCCUCUGGUUGGCGAUGAGGUGCAGUUCAAACUCUGUCCCAUCCCGCCGAAAUUCGUGAAGUUCCAGGCGGUGGAUGUGCACCUGGAAAAUAUAGACAUCAACCUGCACCGCAAAUGGAAUGAGCCAUUCGAUCCAGCGGAAGAGACCAGCGGAGAACAUACUACCCAAUUGGGGAGCAGUCCAGUUAGAGAACCAAUCAAGUCAUCCAUAGACUGA